AUAAAUAUAAAAUUUCACUCAGAAACAAGGAAUGAAUAAAAGCAGUGGUAACCAAAGUAGUAAGCCCCUUAAAAGAUCCUGGAGGCUUGAAAGCUCAAGUAUUCAUAGUCCUUCUUGUCUAUGUUAUGUCUUUAAUCUAAUAGACGGGAGCUCGUUUAAUUUCUGUAAAAUCAGUCAGAUUUUAAACAAAAGUAUAGAUCAAGAGAAGGACUUGAAGGAUUAUGGAGUAGAAUCUUCAAGUCAAGAUCAGCAACAUUCUGCAAGCCAGGAGCCUCAAGUUGAUAUGAGCAAUGACUCAUACCUUCAAGACUCAAAUGAUGAGCAAAAACAUCAGAGUGAAAAUCCAAUCGAGUCAGGGUCAAGUGUAAAAAACACUUUGAUGCCAAUAUUUGACAAACAAGAUAUUGUCAGCUGUCAUGACGCUUUUCUGGGGAAUAAAUUCAGUGAUAGUGAGCUAAAGCAGGAAAUUAAAAAGCUUAAAUCACAAAUCAAGAUAAUCAUUGAUGAGAUUUAUGAAAUGGUGGACAAAGAAUUGGCUAUAGAGGAGCAAAGCAAGAAGCCUCUUUCAGAAGAUAAUGAGCUUGUUUGAGAAAGAGAAGAACUUGUUAGAUUUCUAAGACAGAUAGAAACUACUCUUAGAGCCCACACCAAACAUUUUAAACGCAGACAAAAAUUGAGAUCGGGCAGAGAAGAGCAAGGGAAAGAGAAAGAGCAUUCAGAGUUCUGUGUUGAAAAAGACGAUGUAGAAUCACUUAAAGAAGAGAUCGCCAAGCUGAGAGAAGACCAACAGAGCACGAAAGAGCAACUGCAGAGAACUCAAGAAGCCCUUUAGCAAACUCAAGAAGCCCUUCAGCAAACCCAAGAAGCCCUUCAGCAAACCCAAGAAGCCCUUCAGCAAACCCAAGAAGAACUAAGAAUAGCCAAGAUAGAGCUUGGCAAGGAAGAAGAGAAGAACUCUCAGCUUGAAUCAAGGCUUUCACAUCUUGAAAAGGAGAAUGCAGACCUUAGAGCAAAACUUAAGGAAUCCCCAAAACCAUAAAUCACUAAUUCUUUGUACAAAAUGGUAUAUCUCACUAAAUUUAUACAAUUUUUUCAA
Molecule: messenger RNA, 1096 nt
Organism: Moneuplotes crassus
Lineage: Eukaryota; Ciliophora; Spirotrichea; Euplotida; Euplotidae
Source: the annotation of a GenBank genome assembly